Molecule: messenger RNA, 2121 nt
Organism: Kockovaella imperatae
Lineage: Eukaryota; Fungi; Basidiomycota; Tremellomycetes; Tremellales; Cuniculitremaceae
Exons: 1
Coding region: 1-2121 (706 amino acids)
Source: RefSeq, a predicted model, not a curated record
AUGCGCCUCUACCUUUCUCCCUUCUUGAUUCUGGCAAUACCGCUGGUCAACUCACUUCCUGCAGAUCUCCCAAGUGCCACUCUAGAUGCGCGCGAUUCUCGACCCCUCUACUUUGGUCCGCCGCAGAACCCCUCUCCUGGCCCAGCCUCUCCAGCUCCACCAAGUAGUACGCCUGAGCCAGAGGAGAAAGCGUCCCCGAGUCCUAGUCCCACAACGACAAAUCGGACGACCAAGACGUCGAUCCCUCCUCCCAAAUCGUCAAGUACAGGCCCUUCGACGACGGACAAGUCGAGCACUGCGUCGACCGCUACGACUGCCACACAAUCCCAAGCAUCGGAGACCUUGACAACAACGUCGUCUCAAAGUACCACCGAAUCUACCUCGUCAACAACCUCUACGGCUUCAUCCACGAGCACAUCCGAAUCCGCUUCGCAGUCUACUUCACUGUACCAGAAACUGAAACCUCUUAUCUACCUCUCGCCCGUCUUUGCCCUCAUCCUCAUCAGUUUUUGUGGUUGGCUGUACUCUCGAUGGUACGCGCACAGGUCCACAAGAGAGGAACAAAAGUAUAGCAUCCCCGCUGCUCAUAAACCGCCGCCUCCGCCUUCUCCGUCCCUGGGUCCAGGUGUGAGAGGUUCAGAUCCUAAAUCUCGACCAUCCUCAACGAGCAUCUUUAGCGCCUCGCGCACCAAUUGGCGAUCCUUUUCUCGAGGUCCAGGCGGGGGUGACAGAGGUGGCCGAGGUGGAGGAAGGACCGAUUCCGCCGCCGAUCAAUGGCGUUCUGGAGGAUGGGGGACCAAAGACGGAUGGAAGAGUCUGCACGAUGUCGACGAUCUGAUGGAGGGGGACAUGGAAGAAGCUUACAAUGUCAAUGGCGAAAAGUUGGACCCAGCAGAUCCAUGGUACGCAGGUGAACUGGAGAGCGUUGUUCAAUGGCAAGAUAUCGAAUUGGCAAAAGGGUUUUCAGAACAUCAAGAUCUCAGAGGCUCUUUUGUUCCGGAAGAUCGACACGGUCACGUAGGCGCCAAACAAGUCGUCUUUGCCUCUUCGGAAGAUAGUACCGCCAACGAUAACGACCAUGACGAAGUAGUAGAUGAACAAGAGAGACUUGCAGGGAGACCCUCGACAUCAGGCUACAUGGCUAGAUGGAGAUCCACAUUGGACGUUUGGAAAUCGGCUCGAGGAAAACCUAUCCAAUCGACACAUCGACUCGGAUCCACCGUAAAGCUCAUCAGUGGUCCUACUUACACUUCUUUAUCUCACCAUGAUCCAUUUGCAGUUGUGGGAGAUUCCGCUCCGACACCUGAACUCUUCUCAGAAGCUCCGAUGCCUCCCGGUUGGAUCGUCCCUCGAUCCACAGUGACUUCACCUCAGCUUUUAUCUCCGCCUAUGCAACCUCAUCUAUUCUUCCACCCGCCCUCCGAUCAGCCCUCUUCAGCGGCUCAAAUUCAACAGUCAGCCCAGACGGACGUAUUCGAAUGCAGCUGUACGAGUGACUCCCAUACGUCUUUGUGCCUCGAAUCCAGCUCGUCUUCAGAUUCGAGCUCUUUGUUGGGCAACGCAGCCGCUAUAGCACCCAUCACAGAUCAACAAGCCCACGAUCGAUGGCCCACGAUACCGAGUUGUGCGGAUGCUCUGGCUCAAGCAACGGCGUACGAUGUACCGUUAGUCAUGGGACAGUACCCUUCCGUCCCGAGUACCCCGAAUAAGAAGGCCACACUCGGUACGCCUGGUCGGAUGUCCACUAUGAAACGAUCAACAGGCCGACUAGAUUUGUCAGGUCAAGAGUCGCCUACUCCCAGACGAGCGACAAAGAGCGCUAUGAAGGCUGCCUUGGGAUCGUUGACCGAAGUCAGCGCGGAGGAAUCUAAAGGCACGCCGACAAAGCACGUUGGCCUGACGAGAACACCGACGAAAUCUCGGGUCCAGCGUCGUCAGGAUCAAGCUCAACAGACUGUCAAUAACAUUCUGCAAGCCAGUUGGUCGGAUCGAAUGUUGGCUGCUUCUCCACCUCCUCAAUCCAUCGACGGAAUGAUGCAUGCCUUCUCAGGAUCUGCAAGUCCAACCGAUGCCCGUGUCAGCAGUAUCAAUCCUUUCAGCGCGAUACAAGAGAUCAUUUAG